CAAAUAGUCCUUUUCCCUUAUAUUUCGAUCGAUUUUACUGUUCUUAUAUCUACAAAUCAUUCUUCUUUGAAAAUCAAGAAGGUUUCAGACUUGAAGCUCUUUAUCUGCUUAACAGAAGUCGAAUCUCACAAGAUGCAAAGUAGUAUUUAGAACAGCUUUUAUUUGUUAAUAUUAAUCCCAAAUUAUAAUAUUGAUGUGGUUGAUAUUAGCAGGUAAUGGUAACACAAUCGUUAUGUUUGAAAGUCUAUCUCAGAAAGCGAGUCUUACAGUGGUUUUCUAGAUCUGAUGAUAAAAUUGAUAAAAAUGGCUUUUGGUAAUAUUUACAGGAGAGUUCUAGCAUCUAUUUUCAAAGUGAUCCAUUUUGUGCAGAGCUACAGUAUAUUAUAUUCUAAGAUAUUAAUAAAUGUGCAAGCAACCCAUGUCGUGUUGGAACCACUUGCAUUAAUGGUGUCAACAGGUUUCCUUGCAGAUGUUAUAAUGGCAAAAUAGGUCUACUCUGUGACACUGAUAAGAUUGCAUUUUUCUUUGCCGUAUAUUCUUUUAUUUCUGUUUGAUGAAAAUGAGGACUGGAAGUAUUUUAUGCAACUUAAUGAUAACUGACGAAUAGAUACAAAGGCAUAAAUCAAUCCAUUUAUCAUUACAAACAAUCAUUUAAUCACAUAAAUCAGUCAUUUAAUCAUCCCAAAUCAAUUAAUCGAUCGUUGAACCAGUCUUUUAAUCGAUCGGCGAAACAGUCAAUCACUCAAGACAUUCUCAAUUGACAAUCUUCUUUUCUUACAAGCUUGUUGGCAAAAAUCUGAAAAAAACGAUCAUAGGGAACUGAAAGAAAAAAGAAUUCACAGAUAUUAAAGCGAUUCAAAAUUCAUCGCAUUCCCAUUUGAGGUUUAUACUAUUCUUUUUCUUGACUUCAGCUCGAGAUUACGUCGGCUGCUACAAAGAUAGUAGAACGAGGGCACUCCCGCAUGUGAGAGGGCUAGACGUUUCCGCAGGGCAUCUUACAGCUAACUGCAUACAGGCUUGUUUCGCAUCCAAUCAGGCAUACGCAGGGCUGCAAGCUGGUAGUCAAUGCUUUUGUGGAACAUCAUAUGACAGAUACGGGAUAGAUGGAGACAGCUCUUGCUCUUCACAAUGCCGAGAUAGCACUGGAAUGUAUUGUGGUGGAGGCUGGAGAAAUUCCGUUUACAAAACAGGCUACAUUUCACGUAAAAGACGAUGAAUUUGGGCUUAAAAGAUGCAAAGAUUCUGAAGAAAAGGUUGAAAAGUACGGAACCUUGUCAAGUUGGGGGUUUGAAAACAUUGUCAUGACCACUGACCAUUAAAACUCUUGGUCAGAGUUGUAUUUAAGUUUAGCUUAAUUUUUCUUACUUUAAAGUUUAGCAUUGUAAAUAAAAAUUAGCGCGAAAAAAAUCAUAUCUAAAAAUUUAUUGUUAGUUAUGUUAUUGAUUAAAAGUUUUCGUUUAGGAAAUGUCAUUUGCUAAUGUUUUGGCUUCCCUUGAAGUGAAUAUUGCCAAAGAAUUUACGCAAGAUUAAUCUUGCCUUAAAGUUUAUUGAAAAAUUAAGAACAGGCAACCUGCACCUUCAUUCUCUGGUUCUUUGAAACUAACAGAAUGUACCCAGAAAGCAUUAUAUGAGAUGUAUUUAUUGAUUGAAGGAUUAAUUGAUUGUAGUGCAGUGAUUGAAGUGAUUGCAGUGACUGAUUGGUUGAUUAUAAUAUAAUAAUAAUUAUAAAUAAUUUGUUUAAAGUUGGCCUACUAAAUGAACGUAUGAUAGCUAAUAAAGAAGCUAAUUAAGGUCAACUAUCUAUAAAGAAUUAGUAUUAAAUAAAUAUAUGAUACAAUAUUAAAAAUAUUUAUGCAACGACUGAUAUGGUAUAGCGCUAAAAUGUUUAUGCAACGUUACAAUAUUAAAAAUGUUUAUGGUAUAAUGUUCUGAAUAAAACCUAAUCCAGCAAUAAAUAUUUUACACAAUCUACAGUCGCAUUCUAUAGGGUGUGCUCUUAAUCCUUUUUUAAUUGUUGCCAAUGAUUGGGACUCUCUUAUACUGUAAGGUAGUGUUUGCCACAGUUUUUGACCUAAAUAUCUCACAGUUUCUAUACCAUAAGAAGUUGUCCUGGCUUUUGGAAUGCAAAGAUUAUUUUUAGUUCGCAAAUCAUGAUGUACAUUUCUUGUUUCAAAAAUUUAUCGUAGAAAGUCUACUGUUUCAUUAAAGAGUAGGUUCGUACAUGGCCAUAAAAAGCACAGAAAAGCGGAAACAUGGAAUACUAAAUUAGUCUUUCUCUGUCAGCGCUGUCUGUCAGAGUUUAAACAUCGGAUAAGCUUGAAACCGCUGUGAAAGAGGAUUUUUAGAUUUAUUUAGAGCAUUGAUUCAUUAUCGUUAAAUGGUAAUUGUAAAGCAAUGAAUGUUCAAAGAUAGAAAAUAUGUUGGACAAAUUCUGGCCUUAUGCAGUAUUCCUUGCAUCAAUGCUAUCAUUAAUGGCCAAUCAGAAAGCAUGUGAUUGAUACAACUAACAACCUUUACUUUGAUAUCCAAUGAUUGCCUUUGAAAGACCUUCCUAAACUAUAUCAAAUGCAUCAUCACUCUAGUAAUUUAGAAAAAAGUAGAUUUAUUGAUGGGAGGAUAUAUUUUUCAAGCGGUAGGGCUAAAAACUUUCAUAACUUAUUUAAAACUGUUUUGACAUUUUUCUCUGAAACUGCUAUUUAAAAAAGCAACUCAAAGGUGAAGAAAUCUUAAAAAGUCCCGGAUAACACGAUUUGAAUGAUUCUUCCGUAAAUACUUUGAAGUAGGGCUAAUUUAGACCAUGAUAUAUUGUCAUUUGAGGUAGCAGGGCUAUUAAAGUCACCUUUAAGGAAACGUGGAAGAGCUACGACCAUGCAAAAGGAAAGGCUGUCUGCAAGUUCAAGAUAAAAGGCAAUCAUCCCACGUCCACCUUGUAGUAUGCAUUGGCUAGCCUUUGCAGUGUCUAGCCUAGCGACGAAAGUAAUUUUGAAGUCUUCUAUGAAGAGCUAGACGAAGCUAUCAAGAAUAAAAAAUGAAAUGAAAUUAAGAUAGUGAUGGGUUUACAAGAUGACAAACUAACAUAGAAUAGAGCUAAUAGGCAUCAUGAAUGUAUCAACAGAAUUUUUGAAAGAUUUUUAAAAAUCAAGGUCUUCCAGUCAUUUUCUUUUCAAUUAGAAAUCCAAGGUUCUGAUAAAUGGGGCAAAGACGAUUAGAUUUUCAAAAAUCUCAAAAAUAAGUCUGGAAUAGUGGUUUGGAAAUUUAUUUCUCCAACAAUUGUUUCUAAGCUUUUGCCUGAAAGCUGACAAAUCUUCGAAGUAGAUAGAUACCUCAAUUGAAGAACUAAAUCAAACUGUUUUCCAUGUGUGGGUAUCAUUGAAACUGUUUCUAUGACACUAGGCAACCGAAGAGUUUGCUUUAAAACUUACAUUAAUUAUGCAAAUGUAAGUAAGCUAGUAAUGCUUAAUUAAUAAUGCGUGAGGUUAGCUUCAAAGAAGAAUCAAAGAAGAACGAAGCAAAAGCAACACUGGAAGCUAGAAGAUAACUUCAACUAUAAAGUAAGUUUUAUAUUGGUUAUUCCUCGGUGGAAUGGUAAGAGGUGAGUCGGUCACUCGAUUACCUUGGUUUUCAAGACAAAGCACAUGAUAAAAUGUUAUCAUACGUUGUUGGUAAUCUGCAUCUACACGAAAGCAUUUUAAAGCUGGCUUGGGGUUAACCUAAAGUAUUGAAGGUUGCUACCGAAUCUACCGGUUACAUUUAACAGGAAACUGUGAGUUUGAAAUCAAGAUAUCCAUCUGGAGAACACAAGUUGCGAGUCAAAAUCAGCUAUAGCCUGCAAAAACUAUCUAUAACUUACGGACCAUGUCAACAGAUCUAUUGCCCAUCAUUGGAGUUUCAAUGCACUUGACGCUACUAGUUUCAUUGUUUUGCUUUGCUACAAUGAUGGCAAUCGAAAUCGAUAGUUCAAGUAAAGCUGUUUUCGAAGAAGUUCAUAACCCAUCACAGACAAUGACAAGCAUGUUUCAUAAGACUUUCCAUCAAUGCAGCAUGGACAAGUCAUGCCGCUUUGUUAUUAAGGAUGUCAAGAAUCAGAAGUUUUAUAGAUUGACUGAUCAACAUGAUUUUCCAGCCGAGAAGUCCAAUCUCAUUAUUUGGGUCAAGAAACAAUCAGACAUCAAUAAAUGUGCCAGCAGCCCGUGUCAAAAUGGAGGCACUUGCGUUGACGGUGUCAACGGAUAUACAUGCAAAUGCGUUGAAGGAUACGGAGAUCCACUUUGCAAAACUGACAUCAAUGAAUGUGCCAGCAGCCCGUGUCAAAAUGGAGGCACUUGCGUUGACGGUGUCAACGGAUAUACAUGCAAAUGCGUUGAAGGAUACGGAGAUCCACUUUGCAAAACUGACAUCAAUGAAUGUGCCAGCAGCCCGUGUCAAAAUGGAGGCACUUGCGUUGACGGUGUCAACGGAUAUACAUGCAAAUGCGUUGAAGGAUACGGAGAUCCACUUUGCAAAACUGUGUUUUCAGCUCUAGAUUACACUGGCUGCUACAUAGAUACAUUUACCAGAGCACUUCCAUAUGCAAAACAGCUAGACAUUUCGGUAGGGCACCUUACAGUCAACUGCAUUCAGGCUUGUUUCGCAUCCAAUCAGGCAUACGCAGGGCUACAAAACCAUAAGGAAUGUUUUUGUGGAUCAUCAUACAACAUCUACGGGAAAGGUGACGAAAGCACUUGUUCGUCAAUAUGCCGAGAUAGCACUGGAAUGUAUUGUGGUGGAACCUGGAGAAACUCUGUUUACAAAACAGGCUACAGUUCACGUAAAUGACGAUGAAGUUAGAUGAAAAUGAUGCGAACAUUCUGAGGAAAAGUUUUGAAAAGUGAAGAGCGUUGUCAAAUUGGGGGUUUGAAAUGCAAUAUGAGUUUUUGUAAGGCUUUGACUUUUCAAUAGCCUGCAGAGUGGACUACACCAACCAUUGACCAGUUAAACUCUUGGUCAGGGUUGUAUUUAAGUUUGGCCUAAUUUUGCUUAAUUCCUUGCAGAGUUGACAGAACAUUGCACUGUGAAAGUUCAGUAUUGUAAAUUAAGAAUCAGCACGAAAAAAAUUAUCUGAAAGAUUUAUUGUCAGUUAUGUUAUUAACGAAAUGUUUUCGUUUUA
Messenger RNA from Rhopilema esculentum, 5146 nucleotides. The record is from RefSeq and is a predicted model, not a curated record. NCBI's taxonomy places the organism in Eukaryota, Metazoa, Cnidaria, Scyphozoa, Rhizostomeae, Rhizostomatidae.